This is a messenger RNA of Gavialis gangeticus (Gharial), 1305 nucleotides long. RefSeq names its product RRAD and GEM like GTPase 1 (gene REM1). The transcript has 4 exons. The record is from RefSeq and is a predicted model, not a curated record. The coding region runs from base 200 to 1075 and encodes 291 amino acids. Gene Ontology annotation, biological process: negative regulation of high voltage-gated calcium channel activity. Gene Ontology annotation, molecular function: calcium channel regulator activity; GTPase activity; GTP binding. NCBI's taxonomy places the organism in Eukaryota, Metazoa, Chordata, Crocodylia, Gavialidae. Gene Ontology annotation, cellular component: plasma membrane.
CGGAGCGGAGCUGUCGGGGCCGGCAGCUCCCGGGGCAGGUAACCCGACGCCGCUGUCCUGCAUUAUUGAGCCGUGGGCUCAGGUUACUGGAGCCUGGAGCUGCCCGGGGCAGCGGGGCUGGACGCGGGCAGGGCUGGGCACCCCGGGAACAGGGGCUCCCCUCCAACCCGAGCCCCCAGCCCUGCCUGCGUUGCAGAGCAUGACGCUGAACACGCAGCACAGCAGCAAGAGCCUGGUGCAGCGCCGGGCCAGCACCCCGGUGCCCCUGUGCCACCAGUCCUGGAGCCCCCCGCAGCGGCCGGAGCCCCCCAGCACCCAGCCCGGACACGCCCGGGGGCCCCAGCCCGGGGACAAGGGCUUGGCGCGGCACAGCAACUGGUCCUCAGAUUCGACCGGCUCCUGGGAGUCACUGUACCGCGUGGUGCUGCUGGGGGACCCUGGCGUGGGCAAGACCAGCCUGGUCAACCUCUUCGCUGGUGUCCCGGAGAGGGAUGUACCCGAGCUGCUGGGAGAGGACACAUACGAGUGCACCCUGUCCGUGGAUGAUGAGGAGACCACGCUGCUGGUGAUGGACACCUGGGAGCCAGCACCAUGGGCCCAGGACGAGGAGAACCGGUCCCACAACUGCUGCCUGCAGGUGGGGAAUGCCUAUAUCAUCGUCUACUCCAUCACGGACCGGAGCAGCUUCGAGAGCGCCUCCGAGCUGCGGAUCCAGCUGCGCCGCACCCGGCAGGCCGAGAACAUCCCCAUCAUCCUGGUGGGCAACAAAACAGACCUGGUGCGGUGCCGAGAGGUCUCCGUGGAAGAGGGCCGGGCCUGCGCCGUCGUUUUCGACUGCAAGUUCAUCGAGACGUCGGCCGCGCUGCAGCACAACGUGGCCGAGCUCUUUGAGGGCGUCGUGCGCCAGCUCCGUCUACGCCGCGACGGCUCGGAGGCCGGAGACCAGCGCUAUGCCACUCCCGCGCGCCGGGAGAGCCUCACCAAGAGGGCCCAGCGCUUCCUCGGCCGCCUGAUCACCAGGAAGGUGGCAUUGAAAGCUCGCUCCAAGUCCUGCCACGACCUGGCCGUGCUCUGAGACCCGCAGCCAGGUGGCCGAGCACGCUCCGGCAGCUGUGUGCACAGGGCCUGGCAGACUCUCGUGGUGUGCCCUGCCCUGGUCUGGCUGCAGCCACAGCAGGGGACGGAGCCACCUCCCCUUGGCAGCAGCCUUGGAAGCUGUAAGGCCCUGCCAGAGGAGCCGGGGGGUCCCGCUCCCCCAGGCAGAGCAGCCCCCAGUUGCUGGCCUGCAGCCCUACAGGAUGAAGU